UAAAUUUGCUUUCAAUUUUACUAUCAAAGAGACUACAAGGGAAGUUAUUGUUGAUGAUCUUUUACCCACAAAAAAUUGCCAACUUUUAUUUAUGCAUUCAUCUGAUGGAUUAACAUUUUGGGCUGCUUUAUUAGAAAAAGCAUUUGCAAAAUUAUAUGGUUCUUAUGCAGCAUUAGAAAAUACCAAUCAUUUCUAUCAAGCCUUGAGGCUUUUAACUGGUCCAGGCACUAUAAGAUUAUACAUGUUAAGAGAUAUUACUCGAUCUCAAUUAAUUCGGCUAUUUUCUACAAGAAUAACAGACAUUAGAUUGUGUAGAUUUUGUUGUACAGUAACGAAUGGAUUUAUUGAAAAGAAGGGCCAUACAGGAAGAGGAGUUUUAGCCAUGCGUUCAUUCACUAUUCUUGACUUUAUUGAAGAUCGGCGGAGGAACAAUUACUUAAUAAAAAUUAGAAAUCCUUGGUCUAGAACAACAACAUCACAAACUAAUACUUCAAAAUCAACAGAAAACAAUUCUCCAAAAUGGGAAUACGUUUCUCCAAGAUUUCGAGGAAUUAUACAAAAAAUCGAGAAUGGUUCCUUCUUAUUGGGAAUAGAUUCAUUCCAUUCAUUUUUUGAUUAUAUUGAAUGGUGGCAGAAGGAAGAGGAGGAAGUUGAGGAAGAAAAUAAAAAGAAAAAGGAAGAAAAAUUAAUUCAACAGCAACCCCCACCUCCAUACGAAACUACAACUUUAUUGAAAGUAGAAGUUUAG
Molecule: messenger RNA, 748 nt
Organism: Meloidogyne enterolobii
Lineage: Eukaryota; Metazoa; Nematoda; Chromadorea; Rhabditida; Meloidogynidae
Source: the annotation of a GenBank genome assembly